Messenger RNA from Nicotiana tabacum (common tobacco), 1936 nucleotides. Lineage: Eukaryota; Viridiplantae; Streptophyta; Magnoliopsida; Solanales; Solanaceae. The record is from RefSeq and is a predicted model, not a curated record.
CAGUCAUUCAGAUAAUAAUCUGGCGGAACUGGAACUCUCAACAACCAAGGAAGAAGAUCGAGCUGUAUUACUGGAAGGAGGUCUUUCAAAAUCUCCAUCUGUGAAGUUGUCAAGUUCAUCGAUAAAAACAAAUAUUUUUAGGUUUCUUACGAUGGAGGAUGCAUUUUUGCUAGAAAAUCGAGCAACUCUGAGAGCAAUGUCUGAAUUUGGGGGAAUCCUGUUCUAUUACUAUAUAUGUGACCGUACAAAUCUCUUUGCAGAUUCUACUAAGAGCUACAAUCGCGAUCUCUUCAUCUUUCUGUAUGUUCUUCUGAUCAUAGUUUCGGCAAUGACUUCUCUCAAGAAACAUAAUGACAAAUCAGCAUUUUCUGGCAAAGCGAUACUCUAUCUUAAUCGCCAUCAGACAGAGGAGUGGAAAGGAUGGAUGCAGGUUCUCUUUUUGAUUUAUCAUUAUUUUGCUGCAAUAGAGAUAUACAAUGCAAUUCGUAUUUUUAUUGCCGCAUACGUAUGGAUGACUGGUUUUGGGAACUUCUCCUAUUAUUACAUAAGAAAGGAUUUUAGCCUAGCUCGGUUUGCUCAGAUGAUGUGGAGGCUGAAUUUUUUUGUAAUCUUCUGUUGUAUUGUUCUCAACAAUGACUACAUGCUGUAUUACAUCUGCCCGAUGCACACGCUUUUCACCCUGAUGGUUUAUGGGGCCCUUGGCAUUGGCCACAAGUACAACGAGAUAAGAUCAGUAAUGGCUGUGAAGUUUCUUAUGUGCUUUGUUGUGGUUAUCUUGGUUUGGGAGAUCCCUGGAGUAUUCGAAUUUGUUUGGAGUCCUUUCACCUUUAUGUUAGGCUAUACUGAUCCAGCCAAGCCAGAUCUCCCCCGAUUGCAUGAAUGGCAUUUUAGAUCUGGGCUUGACCGCUAUAUAUGGAUUAUUGGCAUGAUAUAUGCCUAUUUUCACCCAAAUGUUGAGAAGUGGAUGGAGAAACUGGAGGAGUCUGAACCAAAGCGGAGACGGGCAAUCAAGACAUCCAUCUGUGCAGUAUCUUUAAUCAUUGGGUACUUGUGGUUUGAAUACAUAUACAAGCUGGACAAGGUAGCUUACAACAAUCUCCACCCCUACACAUCGUGGAUUCCCAUUACUGUUUACAUCUGCUUGCGUAAUUUCACUCAGGAGCUGCGGAAUUUCUCUUUGACACUCCUAGCGUGGCUUGGCAAAAUUACCUUAGAAACCUAUAUCUCGCAGUUCCAUAUCUGGCUGAGAUCAAAUAUGCCGAAUGGACAGCCUAAAUGGCUCCUUUGCUUUAUCCCGGGCUAUCCUAUGCUAAACUUCAUGCUGACUACAGCAAUUUAUGUCUUGAUAUCCUGCCGCCUUUUUGAACUAACCAACACACUCAAAUCCAUUUUCGUACCCACAAGAGACAAUCAGAAGCUGCUCCACAACUUUAUCGCUGGUGUCGCUAUUUCUGUGUGCUUAUACAGCAUUUCCUUUAUUCUUCUUCAGAUCCCUCAUUAAUGAAUCAAUAUGGUAAAAGGCCAGAUAACACACGGCAAUAGAGAAUGCUAGAAAGUUAAAAGGAUCAAUGUGGAACUGAAGUACUAGUAGAAUCCGAUUCUUGGACGGGGAUAGAGAUCUUGAUAUCAGCCCCAGGUUGUUAAGUCUGUGUUUCCAACAAUUUUGUGAAGUAUCACUUGCAGUUACCACGUUGAUUGUUCCAAAACGAAAACCAGUUUUGGCUAUUCAAAGUUCGGAGAAAAAGCAGUGAAGUUAGAGGAAGGAAAUCAUGUGUAUAUCGUCGAUUACCACGUGUAUUUGUUCCUUUUUUUCUUUUUCGUUUUCCUUUCACAUUCAUAUAUCUUUUCCUUAAUGUAAAUCAACAGUGGGAACGUAUUUGUUUCUACUUCAACGGACUUGAUUAAUUAAUUGGAAAUGCAAAUCUUGAUCUCCAGA